AACAGUCACAGCAAGUCAGCCAGCCAAUUGUUGGUAAUGGGGGUUGGUGAUGUGGUUUGUUCGCCCACCCACCCUUGUAAUUGUAAGUCGUAGCCCAGCCCAGCCCAGCCACGCCACGCAUAUAAACAGACCAGCAAAGCAAACAACAAUUAUUUGUGGAAUUAAUAUAUCAAUCUUCUUGUUUCUUCGGAGAUCGAGUUUUUUGGUCUGGUCUGGUCUGGUGGAGGAGCAUUUGUUUGAGUCUGGUAGUGGUAGUGAUACGUAGAUCGGAAAAUGAAGGUGAUAGAGAAGAUCAGAGAGUCAGAAGGAGGAGAUAAAGUAGUGUUCUCGUUCGAGUUCUUUCCUCCGAAGACGGAAGAUGGAGUGGACAAUCUGUUCGAGAGGAUGGACAGAAUGGUGAUUCAUAACCCAUCAUUCUGCGACAUCACAUGGGGAGCUGGUGGAUCCACAGCAGAUCUCACUCUCGAGAUAUCCAACAGAAUGCAGAACAUGGUGUGUGUGGAGACCAUGAUGCAUCUCACCUGUACCAACAUGCCCGUUGACAAGAUCGACCACGCCCUCGAUUCCAUCAGAUCCAACGGCAUCCAGAACGUCCUCGCCCUCCGCGGUGACCCUCCUCACGGCCAGGACAAGUUCGUCCAAGUCCAUGGCGGCUUCGCCUGUGCCCUCGAUCUGGUUAAACAUAUUCGGUCCAAAUAUGGUGACUACUUUGGCAUAACGGUUGCUGGUUAUCCAGAGGGACAUCCUGAUGUCAUCCAAAGUGAUGGAUUGGCCACACCGGAGGCAUAUCAGAACGACCUUGAAUACCUUAAGAGAAAGGUUGAUGCUGGAGCUGAUCUUAUUAUCACUCAACUUUUCUACGAUACUGAUAUCUUCCUCAAGUUUGUGAAUGAUUGCCGUCAAAUUGGAAUAAAUUGUCCCAUCGUUCCAGGUAUUAUGCCCAUUAACAACUACAAGGGCUUCAUCCGCAUGACUGGUUUUUGCAGAACUAAGAUACCAGCUGAGGUUACUGCUGCCUUGGAGCCUAUCAAGGACAAUGAAGAAGCUGUUAGAGCUUACGGAAUUCACCUCGGAACUGAAAUGUGCAAGAAGAUAAUGGCUAAUGGAAUUAAGACAUUGCAUAUUUACACUUUAAACAUGGAAAAAUCAGCAUUGGCAAUAUUAAUGAAUCUUGGACUGAUUGAAGAAACCAAAAUUUCAAGGCCCUUACCAUGGAGACGCCCUGCAAAUGUUUUCCGCGUUAAAGAAGAUGUUAGGCCAAUAUUUUGGGCUAAUCGUCCAAAAAGCUACAUAUCAAGGACAAUUGGUUGGGAACAAUAUCCACAUGGGCGAUGGGGUUAUUCUCAUAGUGCAUCAUAUGGUGCACUAACUGACUAUCAGUUCAUGCGACCACGUGCACGUGACAAGAAACUUCAUGAUGAAUGGGCUGUCCCUUUGAAGAAUGUUGAAGAUAUUCAUGAGAAAUUUAUGAAGUACUGCCUUGGGAAACUGAGAAGUAGCCCUUGGUCGGAGUUGGAUGGCCUUCAGCCAGAGACAAAGAUCAUCAAUGAACAGUUGGUGAACAUGAACUCAAAGGGUUUUCUCACGAUAAAUAGUCAACCAGCUGUUAAUGGAGCAAAUUCUGAUUCCCCGUCUGUUGGAUGGGGUGGAGCAGGUGGAUAUGUGUACCAGAAGGCCUACGUAGAGUUUUUCUGCUCCAGGGACAAGUUGAAUGCUCUUGUUGAGAAAUGCAGCGCUUUCCCAUAUGUGACGUACAUGGCUGUGAACAAAGACGGAAUCUGGAUAUCUAAAGUCGGCCAAACUGAUGUGAAUGCGGUGACAUGGGGAGUAUUCCCAGGCAAGGAGAUCAUCCAACCAACUGUGGUGGAUCCUUCCAGCUUUAUGGUGUGGAAGGAUGAGGCAUUUGAGAUCUGGUCAAGAGGAUGGGCUCAGUUAUACCCAGAGGCUGACCCAUCCAGAAAUCUGCUCGAGGAGGUGCAGAGCAGUUACUUCUUGGUCAGCUUGGUGGAUAAUGAUUACAUUAGUGGUGAUUUGUUUGCUGUUUUCAAAGAUUUCUGAGAUGAGAGACAGAUGGAUUUUCUCACUAUAUUAAAUGCUGCCGAAGCAAUUAUUAAUUGUAAUUGAAAUAAGGUAGACUACGGUUAUUGUUAUUGUUUGUGAUAGAUUGGAUUGGAUUAUAUUUUCUACUCCUAAAUUGCUUAUAUGUAAUAACAAUUAAUUCCUUCUGGAAUUUUUGAUACCUUCCUGUCUUCAUAAUGCAAAUUGCGUAUGGAGGAGUGGGGUAGCCAUUUUAAUUCAUCUAUAAGCAGAUUUAUGCCCUGCUUUUUGUGUUUCA
Messenger RNA from Camellia sinensis, 2335 nucleotides. RefSeq names its product methylenetetrahydrofolate reductase (NADH) 2. The record is from RefSeq and is a predicted model, not a curated record. Gene Ontology annotation, molecular function: methylenetetrahydrofolate reductase [NAD(P)H] activity; FAD binding. Gene Ontology annotation, biological process: tetrahydrofolate interconversion. Lineage: Eukaryota; Viridiplantae; Streptophyta; Magnoliopsida; Ericales; Theaceae. Gene Ontology annotation, cellular component: cytosol.